ACUGGGAUCACAGAAUGCAUUGAUGAAGACCAAGUAUGAGGCUUGAGUACGAGAGUCGCAUUUGAGAAAUGAGAUUCGGAAAAGGUGCAAAAUACGAAACGAAGAGGUUGCUGUGUAAGGAUAAACUGAGGGGGCUCCGUAGAGCUCUCGAAUGUAGCGGCAAUGUUGGUCAGGUAUGGAUGGAGUAAAAAGGGAGUUUGGGGCCUGGUGGAUGAUUGAUUAAGUGAUUGAGUGAUUUGUAGUACCAGCACUAUCAUAAAAGGAAGGAGGUUGACAGGAGAAGAUUCUUAGUGAGAAGGGUGGAAUCCAAGUUACAAAUGCAGCAUGACCCUUUGCUAAGGUAGGUACACUCUGCUCUAACCGAAGAGCAAGAUCCCAAAGAAAUCAAAAUCAACAAAAACAACCAAAAAAGGCAGAACAUCCAAAUGAAAAGAAGCAAAACGAAGCAAGAUAACCAAAGUAAUCAACAACUAACAAGCGAGAAAGAAAUCAUCUACCCAACACGUGACAUUUCAUUUCCCUCCCCGAAUCAUCUCCCUCCAAAAAAUCGGUCCGACACAAAAACGCCUCUUCAAGCCUCAUCCUCAACCCCAACCAUCCGUGCCCGCAAAACCCCUCACUCAAGCGGCGGCAUGGAAUUGCUUCUUUCUUUUUUUCGUGACUGCGGGGUAGAGUAGGCAGAGACACGGCACACGUACAGUACGCCAUCGGGUCGUAGCUUUUCCCGCUUGUGUGGAGGAUCUGGGGUUGAACGGUGAGGGAGAUAUGGGGAAAUGUUCGCGGAAUCUACCAAGGAGAAGAAGAAAAGAGAAGAGAGCGGGAUAUUUGUCGCUGUGAUUAGGAAUCCAGAGGGAGGUCAACAAAUGGGGUGUUUUUAUGGGUUGAAUCUCGGGGGAUAAUUAUUGAGGUAGUGGAGUAAGAGAGUGAGGAAGAGAGGAAGAAGGAUGCAGGAGGAAGGGCGUAAGAGAGUUCGUGGUUCGCGUGGCAUGCAGUAUCUGCUGCGUGAACUGUAAUGUAAAGUGUAAAUAACUGGAAGGGAAGACACGUGGGAAAUACCUGGGCAGGAAAAGUCUAAUCGGAUGCGAUUUUCUUGACUUUCCGAGUAUUUUCGGAAGGUUCUUGGGAUCGGUCGGGGUUAUAAAUUUACCUGUCCAUCACACGGGGUCCAUCAAAGAUUCCAAACCCAUCAAAACUUCCAUGCUACAGUAUUACUGUGGUGGAUAUCACCGACAAUUAAAGCAGCUCCCAUCUACAACCAAACCCGUAACUCAGCCGACCAACCAUUGUACCAGCACAGUGGUUACUCAAUGACCUCUGGCACUUCAUCAAGCCUGCCUCUGCCUCUCCCUCCCGUUGAGCAAUAGAUUCAAAGGCCGACCCCAGAACAGGAAUAGCAGGGGUGGGACUCGUGGCCUGCGCACUGAGGUCAUUGGUCAGGGAUGAGGGACGGCUCGGCUCCAGGGUAACAAAAUAAAGUGGGGAGUGAUGAUGAGGGAGUACUAAGUGGAGCGGGGGAGGGAGGAGUAGGCGAAUGAGGGGAUAGGGAUUGGAGAGACUUUUGGAGACUCUGAAGAUUUGACUCGUUAGGUGAGACAGGGCAGUUGAGGGAGGGGUCUGGAAAGGUGGGGAAGAAGGAAAGCCCUUGGACCCGAGGAUCUGGCAUGGUUGUGCAGGGAGGAGGAGGAGGAGGAGGAGGAGAGGCAGCCAGACAGAUUUGUUGGGGCCGUGGAUUGAUUUGGACGACUUGAUUAUGUAUGGCAUGAACGGGGAGAAACUAUGGAAGUAAAGUGCCAAGGUGGAAUGAAUCAGAGAUGUAAUCGCUGUCAGGCAGUUCUGGGUUGACAAUUAUGGUUCCGGCUAACCCAGCCUACCAUUCUUGUGGGGAAGACAAAUCUAGUAAAUUCUCUGUUGAAGAUCCAUCCAUCCAUCUGGGCUGGGCCGAGCGGGCGUAAUUGGACAACCACACCAAAAAAAGGUUGGCUUGAGUCCUCGGGCAUGAUGAGCUAAUGGAACACCACACAUCACUCGUGUUCAACAACCCGAACCUCUUCCUUCUGCUGCUGCUGCUGCUGCUGCUGCUGCUGCUGCUGCUGUCAACCUUUCAACAUAACAGCCAGACGACAAACUCGACUCGACACCUCCGUCCCAGAUCCACAACUCGCCUGGAGUCGCAGACGUUCUUGAGACGACAAAGGAGCGAGCGGUCUGUAAGAGUCAGAUGAGAGGCAGCCAUUGUUCGUCCGAACUGCGAAACGCCGCGUGACUUGCGGUCCAUACAUCUUCGCCUACACUACGGGACUUGAACUCUGCUCUCGGGCUGGAAUUGGGUACCUCGAGUUACAGCCGCCGGAAUUGCUGUACCCGCUAGCAGCGCAUCGCAGCCCUGGGUGACAAAGAGAGAAAAGCGGAAGGGAGAAGAGGGUGCGAGAGAACGACAUCGGAGCAGAGAGGAAGGAAUUCAAAAUCAAUGGCUUGGACUUGGACUUGGAAUCGACGACAACCAUGACCUAACUUUCCGACCCUGUAAUUUGGAACGCUGCGAUUGCGACUGCGACUGGGACUGCAACCGCUGCGAUGGACCACGACCGUACGAUGCCCUCGCGCGGGCGAUCAGUAUUCGUCGUUACGACCGUGACAUUUGUGCUGGCUACUUUCUUUGUCGUUGCGCGAAUCUUCAGUCGAUUUGUUAUACUGAGAAAUAAGACAUGGGAUGAUUGGAUGAUGCUACUGGCCUGGUUCCUGGCUUUUGGACUAUCAUUUGCGAUCGAUUAUGGCACUGCGAAGGGCUUAGGGAGACACGAUGUCGACAUCCCCAGCUCGUGGGUUGGAUCACUUCGAGGUGCUGAAUAUGCAUUUACGAUUAUCUACAACCCCGCAUUGAUGGCGACGAAGACAUCCAUCCUGAUAUUCUACCUCCGCAUGUCACGCAACACACAGAAAAUCCUCCGAAUCGCAUCCUACGUCACACUAGGUGUGGUGAACAUUGCAGGCGUGGUUCUCACGUUCCUCAACGCCUUUCAGUGUAACCCCGUCAGCGCCGCGUACGACCCUACCAAGUCCAACCAGAAAUGUAUCUCCAUCGUUACACUGUACUUGUGUUCGGCGCCUGUCAACAUUAUUACCGAUUUGGCGAUCUUGGUACUACCAAUUCCAGUACUAACGGGCAUGCGGCUACCGCAACGACAGAAGACUAUUCUGAUUUUGACUUUCGCUCUGGGUAUUUUCGUUACCAUUGUUGAUGUGGUUAGGAUUUACUAUUUGCAGCAAGCGGUGGAUACUCAAACCAUCGCGCAAUCGAGACUGGGAACUGGAGUUGAUUUUGCUUGGACUGCCAGUACAGCUUUGAUGUGGUCUGCAGUAGAAGUCAACGUGGGGAUAAUUUGCGCUUGUAUUCCCACCUUGAAGCCACUGGUCAAGCGGAUCUUACCAUCCAUGAUCACAGAUCGGUCAAGGAGUGGAAGUGGAAGCGGUAUUGAAGAGAAGUCUGGCUCGUUUUCUUCACAACCUCAAAGAGACUCCAAUGCUGAGCAGCAACCAUCUGUUGCGGAGUCGCAUACACAGCUACGGCCAUUGCCUCAGGCACAUACCGGUGCCACCCAAGAGGAAGAGAUGGAUAUGAUGGAUUUCCUGACAACUCCAGGAGGAAUGGGAUCAGGGAUUGGACCGACAAACACUAUCAAUCGAACACAAACAGCACGAACGACUCGAACGGCUAUUACGGAAAACACCCUGUACUUCGGAUUUGUGAACAUGAAACGGCCGAAGAGUAUGCUCAAAACCAAAGGAAAGGAGGCAUUCAAGUAUUGUAUCACCGUUACGAUCCUCUUCUUUCUCUGGGGAUUUUCCUAUGGUCUUCUCAACACACUCAACAACGAGAUUUCACAGAUCGCACAUCAGACGGUAGGCCAAACACUUGGCUUGACAUCAGCGUAUUUCGGAGCCUAUUUCUUUGGCGCCUUGACAGUCGGACAAUGGGCACUCCGUGUGGGCGGUUUCAAGGCAACAUUCAUCACAGGCCUUUGCAUCUACGGGACUGGAACAUUGAUGUUCUGGCCUUCUGCAGUACUGACAUCGUUUCCUGGAUUCAUCAUUUCAAAUUUCGUCGUUGGCUUUGGACUAUCCGUCACAGAAACUGCUGCCAAUCCUUUCCUUGCACUUUGCGGUCCUAGCCAGUACGCCGAAUUCCGUCUCCUGAUGGCACAAGGCGUGCAAGCGACAGGCAGUGUCCUCAGUCAACUUCUAGCUGAGAAAGUCUUAUUCCGUAGCGUGGCCAAGGACGCAAGUCUCAUCGACGUUCAAUGGACCUACCUCGCCAUCGCACUCUUCACAGUAAUACUGGCCCUCUUCUUCUACUACAUGCCACUCCCCGAAGCCACAGACGAGGACCUCGCCUCCCAAUCCGCCAACCUAGGCAUCUCCCCCUCCCAAAAAGUCUUCAGCACCCCCAAGCUAGGACUCAACCCCACCCUCCUCUACACAUCGAUCAUCCUCGCCGUCUCCGCCCAAUUCCUCUACGUCGCCGCCCAAGAGAGCCUCUCCAUCUACUUCGGCGCCCUGCUCGACUCCCUCUCCCGCCCAGACCAGUUCACCAUCACGGCCACCAACUACGGCAUCCUAGGCCACACCACCUUCGCCCUCGGCAGGUACAUCUUCGCCGUGCUCUGCCUCUACAUCCCGCCUCGCAUCCUCCUGCUCGCCACCUUCCUCGGGGGCAUCAUCUUCUCCGCGCUCACAAUGACGCUCUCCACCAGCGCGAACGGCAUCGCCGGCCCGGCUUUGAUCUUCUUCUUCUUCGAAGGUCCCGUCUUCCCACUUGUUUUCGCGAUCGGUCUGCGUGGUCUAGGCCGUAAGACGAAACAGGGUGCUAGCUACCUCACUGCUGCGGCGAGUGGUGGUGCGGUCUUCCCGUUCGUGAUGCUCGCUGUGCAGAAGGUGGAUGGGAGGAGCGUGCAGUAUAGCUAUUGUGUUAUUGUGGCGCUGUUUGCGGUCGGCACGCUGUACCCGAUGUAUUUGAAUUCCGUGCCGAGGGUUAGACGUGUGGUUGAUCCUGUAAGGGAGGGGAGUUUGUUGCCGAGGGAUGAGGGGGGCUUGGGGUUUGAGGAGGGAGAUGAAGCUGAGGGGAGAGAAAGUCCGGUUAGGAGGUUGAGUCGGAGGUUUAGUGUUAUUUUCGAGAAGAUCAGGAGUCCGCGGCCGGGGAGUGGGGGCGCGUGGGUGGAGCAUAGGGAGAGUAGGAGUGCGGGGAGCGGGAGUGGGAGUGGGAGUGGGAGUGGUGGUCCUGCCGUAGGAGCAGCAGGUGGAAAUGCAGUGGAUAAGGGGUGAAGGACAAGGUGUGGAGAAAUGACGAUAUAACACGAUUUAAUGCCUUUCCAUGGGUGGGAAACUGCAAGAGCCGCAGAGCUGAAUAAGAAGUGCGGAAUGGAAACGAGGACAACGGGAAGGGAAUCAGUACCCGCACUGCUCGAUACAGUACGACUUCGCAAAACCCCACAACAGAAGGAAGAGAAGGACGACAGUACAGUACCGCAGUACAGCAGUACAGUACAGUACCACAGUGCCCUGACGGGGUUUGGACGAACCACAGGACGUCCAUCAACAGCAUCAGUGUGUUCGCGGACGGGGAUCCCGUCGCCUCUAUGCGAUGUAAUGUGGAUGUGGGUAUGUGAUAUGUGACCGCACUUAGCAGGCCCGAAAAUGGUAAUGUCGAAUAGUGAAUGGUUGAAUAUCGAAUGGCUAUCAGGCCUUUGUACGAGGAGAGAGAAAGAGAGAAUCAGAAGAGAUGAAGAGAGUGACGUGUGUUUUGUAUAUGUUUGCAUGUAUGCAUGUGUCUUGUAUGAAUUGUAUGCUUGUACGUUCUGUAUGAAAUGAUCUUGUAUGAGUUGAUAUCUGUAUAUACAAGACAAGAUCCUCUACCUACCUUAGUUUGACAGAGCCAGGGAGGAGAAAUGGCGGUAUAUAGCAUCUGAUCUGAUCUGAUCUUUCUGAUCUGCAUAGUAUAUACGUACCUGGCCUAGCAGUUUCCAAAUCCUCUAUCUAUAGCACAUAGCACAGGAGAAUAGGAGAAUACAAUACGAUACGAUACGAUACGAU
Molecule: messenger RNA, 6087 nt
Organism: Cadophora gregata
Lineage: Eukaryota; Fungi; Ascomycota; Leotiomycetes; Helotiales; Ploettnerulaceae
Exons: 4
Coding region: 2575-5319 (914 amino acids)
Biological process (GO): transmembrane transport
Molecular function (GO): transmembrane transporter activity
Source: RefSeq, a predicted model, not a curated record